Messenger RNA from Loxodonta africana (African savanna elephant), 1330 nucleotides. RefSeq names its product phospholipase A2 group IIE (gene PLA2G2E). The transcript has 3 exons. Gene Ontology annotation, biological process: lipid catabolic process; arachidonate secretion; phospholipid metabolic process. Lineage: Eukaryota; Metazoa; Chordata; Mammalia; Proboscidea; Elephantidae. Gene Ontology annotation, molecular function: calcium ion binding; phospholipid binding. The record is from RefSeq and is a predicted model, not a curated record. The coding region runs from base 580 to 1017 and encodes 145 amino acids.
AUGGUGGGUACCCAGAUGGGAGGCUACCCUCUCCUGCCACCAGGGUCAUCCUGAGGCCCUUCUUCCCUGAGCCAGCACUGCCCAAAGAAGAGGGGAGGGGGAGAGAGACAAGAGCGGCCUGGGUGAGCCGGGGGGCAUGGGAAAGGGGCUGGCAAGCGUCACAGGCAUCACAUGUAAAGCUCCGGGCCAUUUGCGGUCCAUCACCCACUCCCACCCUAGCUUCCAUUUUUAGCUCAAACCUGCUGUAUCAGGAGGGGAGGCGUCCAGGAGGUCAAGGUGGUUAGGAAACAUGUCCAGGACAUCUGAUAAGAUUUAGUGGGACAGAGUGCUCCUGGGAGAGAUGAGGCUGACCCCUGGGGGAUGAUCAGCAGAGGUGGGUGAGGGGAUGUUCUGGGAGAUGGUGGGGAGACUGAGUGUGCUGACGUGAUGGGCAGGGACUAAGGGGAUUAGGGCCCGAUGGCUGGUGUUGGGAGGCUGUUGCUGUUGGAACAGAGGUGCCUCAGGAGGUGAGGUUAACUGGGUCUCUGGUGGGGAGGGACAUUAGAGGAAACUGGCUCCAGAGGGUGGGGCCCUGUGUGGAUGCUCCUGGUCCCGAGGGUCUGGCGGCCUCAGCUCUCGCUCCCCGUAGUGCCCCUGGCCAGAGGGAACCUGGUGCAGUUUGGGGUGAUGAUUGAGAGGAUGACAGGGAAGCCCGCACUGCAUUACAACAACUACGGCUGCUACUGUGGCAUCGGCGGUGCCCACUGGCCUGUGGACCAGACCGACUGGUGCUGCCAUGCCCACGACUGCUGCUACGGGCACCUGGAGAAACUGGGCUGUGAACCCAAACUGGAAAAGUAUCUGUUCUCCACCAGCAGGUGCAACAUCUUCUGUGCCGGCAGAACCGCCUGCCAGCGGCAGACCUGCAUGUGUGACAAGAGGGCUGCACUCUGCUUUCGGCACAACCUGGACACCUACAACCGCAAAUAUGCCCACUACCCCAAGAAGCUGUGCACCGGACCCACCCCACCCUGCUAAGGCUUGCAGGGCCUCCUCCCUGGGGCCCCUCAUGGCUGCCGUAGCCCCAGGCCCAGGGUGCAUCAGCACCAAAGUCAAAAUAUAAUCUUGCUUCAUCUCCCUCUAGAAAAUUUCUCUCCUGGAAACCUAUGCCUCCCUGGAGGCUCCUAGACUGUGGCCUGGAGCACCUCUAGCCUCCCAGCCACAUCUUCCCUUUAGGAACUGCCACAGAACCCUUCAGCAUCCAGAAGAUUCCAUGACCCACUUCUGGGAUCUCAAUUUCCUCUUUUGAAUAUGUGAAUAAUGUUUCCCCAUAAUUCUACCAUUCCUCGAC